Molecule: messenger RNA, 1326 nt
Organism: Maniola jurtina (meadow brown)
Lineage: Eukaryota; Metazoa; Arthropoda; Insecta; Lepidoptera; Nymphalidae
Product: kunitz-type serine protease inhibitor bitisilin-3-like
Exons: 5
Coding region: 84-599 (171 amino acids)
Molecular function (GO): serine-type endopeptidase inhibitor activity
Source: RefSeq, a predicted model, not a curated record
AUGUCAUGGUGAUGAAAAAUUCAAUAGAUUUUAUGUGUAAUAAAAAAUAACUGUUGUUUUGUAACCAUUGAUAUAAAAUUAAAAUGCCGAGCUGGUUUCUUGGAUACCUUUUUAUAUUACCCGUGUUAUGUUUCAAUACCAAAAACAAUAGAACCAACAGCAAUUGUACCACGACGCCUGAAUACAUUCAUUUCCUAAAUCUGGAUCAAGCAACAAUCUGCAAGUUUCAACCGAAUGGUCAUGAUUGUGAUGGAACCGGGUGGUCACGGCAAAGAUUCUACUAUGACUUAAAGUUAGAGGACUGCAAGACGUCCUCUAUCGGAAACUGUCCGUUUAAUCUUAACACCUUCACCACAUUAUCCGACUGCCACAAUACUUGUCGAGAUGUCGGCGCUAAGCCGGUUCCCGCAGCCCUUGCGCCUAGAAUAUUUUGUCGGUUGCAAUUCGACUUUGGACGUUGCAAUAGUUAUCAUCCCAGCUGGUACUACGACGUAACGAUACGACGCUGUCGGGGCUUCUCCUAUAGCGGCUGCGGUGGAAACAGGAAUCGGUUCCGAUCGCAGCAGGCCUGCUCCACGGCCUGCAGCGGGGUCAAGUAGCGCAAGCCAGAUCUCAGUUAAACCUUACAGCAAACGUCAUUCUUUACUGUACUUCCUUCUGGCCGCAGCUUCUCUGCUGCAGCGGUGACCUGCAUCUACACCUGCAGCAGGCUUGAGCACAAACCAGACCUCAAUCAAACCCUCUCGCAAACAUAUUUUUUUGCUUCACCUCUGUCUUAACGUGACUUUUGGUACAGCGGCUGUGGCAGCUACCUGAAACUCUUUCACUCACAGCAGACUUGAGCCACAGACCUCAAUUAAACCCUGCCGCAAACAUCCCCUUUCUUGGCGUGGCUUUUCGUUCAGCGAUUGUUGCGGCGACCUGGACCUCUUUUAGUCGCAGUUAUUUGCCUACUGUAAAUAUUUUAAGUGCUGGUCUAAGCGAAGUCAUAGGUACCUAUUAAUAUUAAUUCAUAAAUGACUGUGGGUAGUAAAUUACUUAGUUCUAUUUUGUCGAUGUUGAUUUUAGAGAUGGAAACUCUUGCUAGGCACUCCCAGCAAGAUUUAACCGGUAAAUGUAACUGCAAAAUACUUUUUAAUUAAAAUCGUCUCAUUAAAACGCGGAUGAUGUUAUUUUAAAACCUGGUUUUAGUUCUAAAAUGUUUUACUUGUAUACUGCAAGUAAUUAAUUUUGCAGCAUCACUAUCCGAGCUUUUAAGGUUAUGCAGUACUGACGACCCACUUUCUGUUAAAAAUAUUUUCAUAAAUGUACUCAUAAUGCACUUAA